Messenger RNA from Paramecium pentaurelia, 730 nucleotides. Lineage: Eukaryota; Ciliophora; Oligohymenophorea; Peniculida; Parameciidae. The record is from the annotation of a GenBank genome assembly.
AUGAUUUAAUCAGAAAUAUAUGAUAUUGAAGCCUAUAUGCAGAUUGGACAAGGUUUUUGUGUUUAAUCAUAAUAGAUGGAUAUUAAUUCUUGAAAAAAAUUGCUCCUUUGACUUAAGAAAAUCAAUGGUAACAAUUUUCAGAAGAUGAUGGAUUUAAGAUUCAUAUACGUCCAGAUCCAGAAACUGGUUUAUGUCUAACUAGAGGAGAAGGCUUUUUACCAUAUACAAUAGAUGAAAUAUUUGCAAUCAUUGAAGACAUACCAUUAAGACCCAAGUAUGAUGGAAUUUGUGAAUCUGUAAAAUAAUAAAUAAAAUUAGGGUUAAAUUAUUAGACGAUUCUCUGAUGAAUUAAUGCUUUUCUAUUAAAAAUUUAAAUCUAUGUUUUUUGUCAUCAGUUCAAGAGACUUUGUUGUAAUAUCAAGAAAAAUUGUUGAAGGUGAUUUUACAUAUGCUAUUGGAAAAUCAUUGGAACAUCCAAAUCAUCCACCUGUUAAAGGUGUUGUAAGAGGAGAUCUAAAAAUUGGUGGAUGGAUUCUUGAAAAAAGAGAAGGAGUAUUAUUUAUAUUUUAAUAAAUUUAAUUAGGGUACAUUUUGUAUAUUUGUAACUUGGGCUGAUCCUAAAGGAAUGCUACCUAAAAAAGCAGUAAAUAUUGUUGCUGGGGCUUAAGGAAAAGUAGUAUAACAAAUUAAAUUACUAUUGGAUGAAAGAAAGAAAAAUGUAAAUAAAUGA